Molecule: messenger RNA, 5989 nt
Organism: Pseudoliparis swirei
Lineage: Eukaryota; Metazoa; Chordata; Actinopteri; Perciformes; Liparidae
Gene: il17rc
Product: interleukin 17 receptor C
Exons: 14
Coding region: 2090-4060 (656 amino acids)
Molecular function (GO): interleukin-17 receptor activity
Source: RefSeq, a predicted model, not a curated record
AAGUCUAGUAAUUGUGUCAUUUGUCCUGCAGCACAAACGCCCUCCACUCCACUCAGAUUACAUUCUCGCCUUUAUCUUUCAUAUUAACGAGUUACAUUGUGAAAAUAAAAACAACUGGAGUCGGCCCUAAAAAACGUACUUUCACAGCUUGGACUAAAAACUUAAGUUAACCCUACAUACGACUGUUUAUCUAAUGUGAAAACAGAAAAAGAGUACGUAAAAGGUAUCUUCAAAUGUAAACAAAGGGAACACAUUCAAUAGAAGCAACAUUUAAUGGAAAUGCACAACAAAACACAUUCCACUGUUUUGGGAAAAGUAGGAUAAUCCGAUCCUCUUCCGGCAACUCAACAAUAUAGAAACCAUGACAAUAAUAAUAUAAAUUUCUGCAUUCAGAAAUGAACUUCAAUAAAAUUAAAGAGGUGAAUACAAAUUUCCACCUGAUAAUUUUUUUUUUUAAAGCACUACAUUAGCAUAAACAGUGAGAACACUUACUUAUAAUGAGGGGAGGGGAGGUGGAUGAUGGGCUGAUGUUUGGGUCCCAACGUGUUGUUGAGUUAUUGUGAAGUUAAGUUUGUGAUGUUUUUAAUUGAGUGAUUUUGUUGCCUAAUGUAUAUUUCUGUGAGAUCACGUUCAACGUAAACAGAAGACGGUUCAAAUAGAUUGUGCUAGUUCUGCUUCACUGUUUAUUUACAGGGAGUGUAAACAAAGGAAAUGGGUCAAAUCUUCAUCUGGACACUACUAACUGCAGUAAUCAGUUAGAUGUUGAAGAGUGAAACACUUUAGUCAAAUAGUAUUACAUUUAUAAAUCUUUCAAAAUGGAAAUGUCUAGUGCCUCGCAGUAAAUACAGAGCUAAAGUAAAUAUACUGUCCACCUUUGCUGUAAAAAGUAACUCUCUCACAUUGAUUUACAAAGUAGACAAUAGGUUUUUGGUGCUCUGUUUGACCACAUUUAUGGAGAAUAAUAAACAGUCAAGGGUUUUGAAUUGUUAUGUGGUCAAACCAGUCAAACUGGUGGUGACGCGCUCGUUAUUGGGUUGCAUGGGAUUGUCUUCUCCCAGUGAACUGUAGUUCAAAGGUAUGUGCAUUCUCACGGGCACGGUGAUACAACCUGUUAAUCAAGGCACUGUUUACAAAGGACAACAAAAGGAAGGAUCUUUGCCAAACCCACAUAACAAGACAAUGUAACACAUUGUUGUUGACUGACAGUAAAAUGCAGCUUUGUGUAAAAAGCUACUUUAAAAUAACAUUAAAGGAGGAGUUUGGUUUUCAUUAAAAAAAUAAAACAAGUUGUGGACUCUGACCCAUCGCGGCUGUGCUGGUUAUGCUGUCGUCAUGAAGUCAAAACAGGACGUUUCAAUACUAUGUGUAUUAUGACAUGUAUGUGCUGUUGGGACUGAAUCAAACAGAGAGAGAGAGAGACGUGGGAGAGAGAGAGAGACGGGAGAGAGGGAGGGACCUCUCCUGAGUCAAGACUGUGACGUGCUGCGUGAGUACAUUUUCAGAUGACUCAAACACCUGUAGGCAACAGACGAGGUGUAGCUGAUCUGAGGAGAGGAAUGUACUUCCAGUGGAUUAAGAAUCACAGUAAGGUUGCUAUGAGAUUACUUUUCAAUUUAUUUAUUUCCUGAUGUUGAGUUAAAAUACUCCUGUCUGAUCUUCAUUUUAAGAAGGAACUACCCAUUACCAGUGAUUAUGUCGAAUGAUUUGUGAAAUUGAGUAAUCAACUUAUUUCCACACCAUUAAACUGUUGGAGUCAGUUUGUAUUGGAAAGAAAAUGUGUUGUUUACAAUUCUAGAGUCGUGUUUUCAUUCACAGGAAACUUACGAAGAAACAACUGCCUUCCUCUGCAUUAAUGUAUGUCUAUUCUUCCCCAGGACAAAACCAAAGGCGAAGCCCAUCAACCACAGCUCUAAUAGUUUGUCUCGGUUCUCUGCUAAUGGGCAGUUUCAGAUGGGAUAAUCUGAAAUUCAUCUCCCGCCAAAAGUUGGAAGAAGACAGUGGACUUGUUAAUUAACAAGGUGGCCAUGUCGAUCCUGGAGAAAGAUGUUUCGAGAAAAAAGCUGUAGGGCUCAAAUCAUUUGCAGGCAGAAUGUUUCUUCCUGGAUGGUCCAUUUUGUGUGUUUUACUCACUCUACGCAUGUCAGCCUGUGGUUUGGGGAUUUCUGGAUAUGACAGCCAUGAAGUCAUUUGCUUGCAGGUUCUUUCUGAUUGCACCAUAAAGGACGAGAUGCCCCUUGUUGUAGCAGAGAAUAAUGGUGUGGGUGUCCACAACCUGACUCCAUAUUUCAAGCUCUGCUGCAGGGACGGGGCGCUGUGUGCAUUGUGUCUGGUGAUAGACACAGAGAUCAACUUCAAUCCAGAAAAAGACAUGGAGGAUGAAGACCACUCUGGGAAUGAUGAAGAGGACUAUAGCGAGGAGUCAGUGAUAAAUCCAAAAGCGUCGGUGACUCUGUGUUACAGUGCAGCUUCUGGCAUGCCCACGUGCAAGAAGGUGGAGUUUACGGUUAAUCGUGCAGCUCUUACUCAGACAAACUGGGCAGAGUUUUCUGUGGUGAUCAAGAAGCCAGCUGGGGUUUCCUUCAGCAGUCAUGUGACUGUUUAUUCGUCUACGCCGUCACAUCUAAGUCGAGAGGUUGUCGUUCCUUCUCUAGAUAAAGUGUGCUCCCAGGCGCAGCAGGAACGUGUGGAACAGUGCAGAGUGCCCAGACUCAGCAGUGUAAUUAAUCAAGAGAUGAAUCAGGUGGAGCUGCAGUUUGCUGGCCAGAAUAAAAGCCUCCUCUCCGUGUGCGUCCAGUACGAGCAGAAUGGAAGAUGUCAGAGAUGGAACAGGAUGCCCAUCCCACUGUACUCUGUGACCCCCUGCACGUGUCUCCAGGUAUGGAGUGAGGAGGAGCUGAGGCGCUCUCUAAGCUGCCCCUUCAUUAACACAGAUUUCCUCCGAAAGAACGUCUGGCAGAAUGUGUCGGUGUCUGUGAGACAGGGUCAAAUGAGCGACUACCGCACAAUGCUGUGGUGGAACCUGUCUGCACCCUGCAGGCUGGAGGGGGCAGUGUGGCCUUGCCUCAGAGGAACCACUUGCAGGGAGAUAAAGGGCUUUAGACAACAGCUGGCGAACAGCACAUGGAGACAAGACAGCAAGGGACAGUGGGAGAAAACAGGGGUGUUUGCAGAAAUCAAACUUCACCUCUCACCAUGUGUAAUGGUGAAGUUCAAGGGAAUGGGAUAUGAGCUGGGUCCAUUCUGUCUUAAAAACACUGGCAGGUGGCGCUGGAGUCUCCUGGUUGUUUGCGUCACGAUGCUGGUUUGCUUGACAGUGCUUGUAUUUUAUCUCCUUCAUGACGUCAUCAAGAAAUGGGUGUGGAGCUGGCGUCAUGGUGGAUUGAUGAAGCUUGGCAGAAAGGGUCAUGUGGUGUUGUUAAGCCCCCCGGAUAUGGAUGAUCGUGUUUCGGAGUCAGUAUGCCGACUCGGGUCCCAGCUCUGUAACAAGGGCUUCAGCGUGUGUGUGGACCAGUGGAGCAGGAAGGAGCAAUGCACUCUGGGGCCUCUGCCAUGGCUGCACUCCCAGCUGCUGGAACUGAACAGCCGGGGCGGCCGAGUUGUACUCGUCUUGACCGGCAAAGCUUUAGAGAGAGCAAAGGAAUGGACCCAUCGGAACACAGAGGUUAUCAAGACGAAGGGGGACGACAAGGAACUACCUCAGAUAUGUUCCCCUUACUCGGAUGUCUUCACAGCCUCCCUGUGCCUCAUCCAAGCGGAUAAGCAACAGGGCAGAGCCGGAGAACGUUUUCUUCUGGUGACUCUUGACUCCCUUCUCAGCAGUGACAGGAGUCUACCAGAGCUUCUUCAAGGUCUGACCUUGUUCCAGCUUCCCUCUCAUACCCAGGCUCUCUUGUCUGAGCUCACAGUGGGAAGGACUGGGAAGGGAGCAGGUCGAAAGACAUGGACAGAGCUGACAUGCUUGUGUGGAUGGAGGGCAAAGACGAAAGGGGGACCAGAUCAGCAGAAUGCCUCCUACAGUAAAUGUGCGGAAGUUGAGGAAACUUGGCGACAAAGCGUUUGAAGCACCCGUAAAUUAUUGUUGCUCUGUACAUGAAGGACACGUUCAUCUAAAUUGUGGAUGAGAUAAACAUUAGACACUAUUAAUGGCUGGCUGGUAAUGAUCUAUAGCCGUUAGUCUCCAUAAAUACCAUGAAAUGACCAACUACAAAGCCUUAGUUCAUCUCGCAAUCAGCUUAUUUACGACUUCACUUCCCUGUCGGCACUUUUCAGCACCCUUUUUUUAAUGCCACUGCAGUUCUUACGCAUGUUACUUUAUUGGAAGAAAAUAGUAUUUGUUCGGGACUGUUUUCAGCUGUGGAUUUGAUAUGCUAGUGAACAUCUAAGCAAAUAGUAUGGAGAUUGUGGGACUGACUCGCAAGUUUUAGAUAAGAUUUCAAACAUGUAACACAUGACUAACAACAUUGACAAUCCAAAAAAUUAACAGUAAAUAAAUGAAUAAUUAUUCCAAACAAUAUGUUCAAAUUAGUAGGUAAAAGAAUAUACUUAUAUGGUCCUACCCUUCUAUAAUCUAAAUAAUUUGCUUUGUGUUUGACAUUUAUACACACAAAUACUUGUCUUUAUGGUUAUCAUAUACAGUAUACCGUAACAAUUUACUUUAGUGUAACUCAAAUGUGAAUUAAAUAGCUACCUAAAUGUUUAUCCUAUUUACAACAACAAAAAUAGCAUACAUUGGUACACACUGUUAUUUCCCUUUUUUCCAAUUAAUUUCAUCAGACGGUCACAGUGAUUGGAGGAUUGUUCAGAUCACCUGUUGACUCCUGAUUAAGAAUUGAGAGCAGCUUGGUGCAUUUCCUCUAGCGGCCAAUCAGCGUGUGACAACACCUAUUCUUUGUGGUUCAAGAGGAGAGGAAUUGCACAACCAGUGCAUAUUGAUCUUUCCUUGACCUGCAGACCUCAUUGCUACAUGCUGGUCUUUGGGCACGGUUGAUACUUCUUUGCCGUCUCAACUUUGAUGGCAGAGGGUGAUUUUUGAGCAAUCUAAAAGCUGGUUUGAGGGGAAAUUAUAGUACACCUAUGCUUUAGCUUAUACCUGCAUCAUGGCAAACAAUAAAGUCCACGGGGUAGACUUUAGUAAGCGUGUAGAUAAACUUAAUGCCCACUAACUUUGUUUUGUUUAUUGGAAUAUUUCUUAUUGAAACAUCCUUUAAACACAUUUCCUUAUUAAGAAUAUAAUACUAUAACAUGUCCAGACUCUAUGCUUCAAUAUGUUUAAACUAAAAUGUUACAGACUAAUUAUAUCCAUGAGCCUACUGUAUGUCUGCCAACACGUGUCUAUAAAUAAAGGCACGUAUUUAUGCGCAUGAGGGAUCCUGAAUUGUGAUUGGCCUUCUCUCAGAGAGUCGGUGGAUCUUAUUGGUGCAAUCUAAUGCCAGUCAAAGGACACGGAGAAAUGCUUGUUUACUUAUUUCUUGACAUCCCGGAGGGGUGGUGCUGUGAGGCUGCUGCAUGCUCCGCUCGCUUGGGAUGUUCGGUUCAACUCUUUUAUCAAACCCGAACUAGUUUUGAAGUUUGAGAAGCACAUGUCGGCUGCACUCGCAGCGUUUAUGAAACUUGUACAAAGACGACACAGUUCAGACUCAGUCGAAGCACAUAGAGGUAAAGAAAACGCAUGUCUCUCGUUUGUUUUGAGGUGCAAUUAAAUGCUUGGUGUGUUCUAUGUAACUAAAUAAGAAGUAUUAUCAAAAAGUAUUUAAAAUGGAAAGGACCCAUCCCAGAGUAAAGUAUUGAGCAUGUAAGCAUCAUUAACGUUGCAACUUUAACUAUAUACUCUGGUAGUUUGAUCUACAAUGCAUUAUAUUUGUAAACAUAUGUAUGUAAAAUUGAAUCUGGAGUCACUAUAGUAGCCAUGUACAUGUGGGGGAGUACACAAUAUUAUGUCUCUUGCAUUCAUUAAAUCAUAAGUAUAAAGUAAAGUAUCUGAACAAAUUGA